Molecule: messenger RNA, 2824 nt
Organism: Alosa sapidissima (American shad)
Lineage: Eukaryota; Metazoa; Chordata; Actinopteri; Clupeiformes; Clupeidae
Gene: ift70
Product: fleer
Exons: 19
Coding region: 159-2114 (651 amino acids)
Biological process (GO): intraciliary transport
Cellular component (GO): intraciliary transport particle B; axonemal microtubule
Molecular function (GO): intraciliary transport particle B binding; protein binding
Source: RefSeq, a predicted model, not a curated record
CCGUGUCCGGUCGGUCGGGUUGCUAAGGUUACCUAGGCAUAGCAGACAACUCACACACCUAACAGUGCUAGGGAGACACUGCUUUCUUUCUUUCUUCUUUUUGUCUAUUUGGAAAGGUAAAUAUUUUGUAAACGUGGGAUUGUUUCCUGAAUAAAAUCAUGACACUCACAACGAUAAAAGACGGAGAGUACACUGCUACAGUCUACAAAAUGAUCAAAGAUGGGCGUUAUGGAGAUGCCAUCCAUAUCCUAAGCAACGAACUGCAAAAACAGAUGAAGUCAAGAGCUGCGCUGUCGCUGCUGGGUUACUGCUACUACCACAUUCAGGACUUCACCAAUGCUGCAGAGUGCUAUGAACAGCUUACUCAGCUACAUCCGGAUGUGGAGGAGUACAAACUCUACUAUGCCCAGUCACUCUAUGGGGCAUGUGCCUUUUCUGAUGCCAUGAAAGCUACGUUUCUCCUGGACAAUCCAACCAGUCAUACCAAAAUGAUCAAGCUUCAAGCUGCCAUCAAAUACGGAGAAGAAGAGUAUGCUGGAGCCAAGACCUUGGUGGAGCAGCUGCCUCAGGAUGAUCCUGAUUAUGACGUGGAUCUUGGCUGCUUGCUUUUCAAAGAGGGAGAAUAUGAAGAGGCUUGCAAGAAGUUCAUGUCCUCUAUGCAAGUGCUAGGCUACCAGCCAGAUCUGUCAUACAACAUCGCCCUUUGCCACUAUAGCUUAAAGCAAUACGCAUCAGCUCUCAAAUACAUUGGUGAGAUCAUAGAACGUGGAAUACGAGAACAUCCAGAACUGAGUGUUGGCAUGACAACCGAGGGCAUAGAGGUGAGAAGUGUGGGCAAUACUCUAGUCCUCCAUGAGACUGCCCUGAUUGAAGCCUUCAACCUCAAGGCAGCCAUUGAGUACCAGCUCAAGAAUUUUGAUUCAGCACAAGAGGCCUUGACAGACAUGCCUCCAAGAUCAGAAGAGGAGCUGGAUCCAGUAACCCUCCACAACCAGGCCCUGAUGAACAUGGACACGAAGCCCACAGAGGGCUUUGAGAAGCUGGCCUUCCUCCUGCAGCAGAACCCUUUCCCUCCAGUCACGUUUGGCAAUCUGCUGCUCCUCUACUGUAAAUAUGAGUACUUUGACUUGGCUGCAGAUGUUCUGGCCGAAAACGCCCAUCUUACGUACAAGUUUCUGAGUCCGUAUCUCUACGAGUUUCUAGAUGCCAUGCUGACAUGCCAGACUGCGCCAGAGGAGGCUUUCCGGAAAUUAGAUGAAAUUGCUGGGAAAUUAACUGACCAGUUAAGGAAGGCAGCCAAACAGGUCCAGGAUGCACGUCACACGCGGGAUGACGAGGGGCUGAAGAAGGCCCUGCACGAAUAUGAUGAGGUGCUGGAGAAGUACAUCCCAGUGCUCAUGACUCAGGCGAAGAUCUACUGGAAUAGGGAGAACUACAGCAUGGUGGAGAAGAUCUUCCGUAAGUCGGUGGAGUUCUGCAACGAGCACGACACAUGGAAGCUGAACGUGGCUCAUGUGCUCUUCAUGCAGGAGAACAAGUACAAGGAGGCCAUUGGAUUCUAUGAACCCAUCGUCAAGAAGCACUAUGACAAUAUUCUCAAUGUCAGCGCGGUAGUCUUGGCUAACCUCUGUGUGUCGUACAUCAUGACCAGUCAGAAUGAGGAGGCCGAAGAACUGAUGAGAAAGAUCGAGAAGGAGGAGGAGCAGAUAUCUUACGACGACCCGGACAAGAAAGUGUUCCAUCUGUGCAUCGUAAACCUUGUGAUUGGAACAUUAUACUGUGCCAAAGGGAAUUAUGAUUUUGGCAUUUCACGCGUCAUCAAGAGCCUGGAGCCCUACAACAAAAAGCUCGGAACCGACACGUGGUUCUAUGCCAAGAGGUGCUUCCUGUCGCUGUUGGAGAAUAUGGCCAAGCACAUGAUCAUGCUCCGGGACACCGUGGUGCAGGACUGCAUUCAGUUCCUGGAGCACUGUGAACUCCAUGGGAAGGACGUGGAAGCCAUGAUCGAGCAGCCCCUGGAGGAAGACCGCGUGCACGUCGGCAAGAACACCGUCACCUACGAGUCCCGGCUGCUCAAGGCCCUCUUCUAUGAAGUCAUCGGCUGGAACCAAUAAAUCCGCCUGUUAAUCUUUUUUUCCUUAAGGCUUCCUUGUGAAGCUUGUUAGGGUAGUAAUUUACUCUGAUUGUGACUGUCAGUGUGGUCUAAGUCAAUGUUUUUUUUUUUUUUUUUUUUUUUAAGUCUCUCAUGCCAGACAGGCAGGUCUGUCAUUUCAAAAUUGGCGACGGAGCUGGUGUGUUGUCAUCAGCAGUCUGCUGAGAGACAGUAAUGGUCACCCUGGAAAGAUGGACGGCAGCCAUUAAUGAGCUGUGCAUCACUGCUGAUUGUGCUAUGGACUGGUGUUUGUCGGCGUGCAUGAUACAUGGGGCCUUAUUUCCCAAAAAAUCCUGUCUUGUCCCGGCAGCGCAUUAUAUUUGAGCAGCUGUCAGACAUAUAUUAUUUAGAGUCCUCGUCUCUCGCUUGAAGCCCAGGAGCCUUUUUUGUGUGUGUUCAAGUUUGUGGGGAAAAAGGGGGGAAGCUCUAUAUUUACACGUUUAAUAUGUGAUAAUUUAUUACUUUUAGAGGUGAAGGUUUGCUCUGUUUUAAAAGCAUUCAUUCACUCCUGUUUAACUGUGCUGUAACAAAUGAUUUCCCUGAAACCCAGAGAAGCAGGAAUGCUGAAUAUGUAAAUGAAAAGGCAGAUCUGUAUACACUAUAUCUUUCUAGUGAAUAAAAGGCAGAUCUGUAUACACUAUCUUUCUAGUGAAUAAAAGGCAGAUCUGUAUA